This is a messenger RNA of Capsella rubella, 1661 nucleotides long. RefSeq names its product non-specific phospholipase C5. The record is from RefSeq and is a predicted model, not a curated record. Gene Ontology annotation, molecular function: hydrolase activity, acting on ester bonds. NCBI's taxonomy places the organism in Eukaryota, Viridiplantae, Streptophyta, Magnoliopsida, Brassicales, Brassicaceae. Bases 29 to 1567 code for a protein of 512 amino acids. Gene Ontology annotation, biological process: phospholipid catabolic process. The transcript is spliced from 5 exons.
ACCUUCAUCAAUAGAACAGAAACAGAUCAUGGCCGAGACGAAAGAAGGCGCAAGAUCGUCGUAUCCUAUCAAAACCAUCGUCGUAUUGGUCCAAGAGAAUCGUUCUUUCGACCACACACUCGGCUGGUUCAAAGAGCUAAACCGGGAAAUCGAUGGAGUCAUCAAAUCAGACCAGAAAUUUAACCCGGUUUUGUCCUCAGACAUAAACUCCUCUCACAUUGUCCCCUUCAACGACCAGUCUCAGUACGUUGACCCGAAUCCAGGUCACUCCAUUCGUGAAAUCUACGAACAAGUGUUCGGUAAGCCAUGGGAUUCGGUUCACCCAGAUCCAAACCCGGGUCCAGCUACAAUGUCCGGAUUUGCCCAAAACGCCGAGCGAAAGAUGAAAGGGAUGUCCUCCGCGGUUAUGAACGGAUUUAAACCGGACGCUUUGCCGGUUUAUAAGGAAUUAGUUCAAAAUUUCGCAAUAUGUGAUAGGUGGUUCGCAUCGGUUCCAGGUGCGACGCAGCCAAACCGAUUGUUUGUUCAUUCGGCAACAUCACACGGAACAACAAACAACGAGAGGAAAUUACUAAUAGAAGGUUUUCCACAAAAGACGAUAUUCGAGUCGCUCGAUGAAGCAGGUUUCACCUUUGGCGUUUAUUACCAAUGUUUUCCUACUACUCUCGUUUACAGGAAUUUGAGAAAACUCAAGUAUUUGACACAUUUCCACGAGUACGGACUACAAUUCAAGAAAGAUUGUAAAGAAGGGAAGCUACCAAACUACGUUGUGGUUGAACAACGCUGGUAUGAUCUAUUCUUGAAUCCGGCUAACGACGACCAUCCAUCACAUGACGUCUCUCAGGGACAAAAGCUCGUGAAGGAGGUUUACGAGGCCUUGAGAUCAAGUCCUCAAUGGAACGAGAUUUUAUUCAUUAUAACAUAUGACGAACACGGUGGGUUUUACGACCAUGUCCCUACUCCGGUCGAAGGAGUUCCUAACCCGGAUGGUAUCUUGGGACCUCCACCGUAUCACUUUGAGUUUAACCGGCUCGGAGUUAGGGUUCCGACUUUCUUCAUAUCUCCUUGGAUUGAGCCUGGGACAGUUAUUCAUGAACCAAAGGGGCCGUACCCAAAGUCACAAUAUGAGCAUUCAUCAAUUCCCGCAACGGUUAAGCAGAUUUUUAAACUCAAAGAUUUCUUGACAAAGAGAGAUUCAUGGGCUGGCACUUUUGAAUAUGUUAUUACUAGAGAUUCACCAAGACAAGAUUGCCCUGAAACAUUGUCAAAUCCGAUAAAAAUGAGAGAGACGGUGGCAAAAGAAGAUGCAGAACUAAGUGACUUUCAAGAAGAGCUAGUAAUAGUGGCUGCGGGACUAAAAGGAGACUAUAAGAACGAAGAACUGAUCCACAAGCUAUGCAAAGAAACUUGCGUUGCCGAUGCUUCUAAGUACGUUACCAACGCCUUUGAGAAGUUUUUACAAGAGUCAAGAAAGGCAAGAGAGAGAGGAUGCGAUGAGAACGACAUCGUUUAUUGCGUGGAUGAUGAUGACAAGCAUCAUGUUGUGAAACUCCUGAGCCAAAUUUAAACCUAAGUGAUUCUCUUGCUUUGUUUGACAUGAUUUAAAAGAAGAUAUAAUUCCCAAAUAAUUGUAGUUUGUGUCUAGUAAAAUAUAAGGUCUA